AUGGUCAUCUCCAAGAGGCUGGCGAAGCUGCUGGCCCCCUUCAUCAUGGAAUUCAUCGGCACCUUCUUCCUGACGGCGUCGAUCUCCUUCAACUUGAUCAAUUUCCUCCGAAGCGAUAGCGUUUUCGAGAUGCAGGCUGCCCUCGGUAUCGGAACCUGUCUGGUCGCGGUGGUCUACGCAGGUGGCCAUCUCUCGGGCGCCCACUACAACCCCUCCAUCACCAUCGCCGUUUGGGUCAGGUCUCUCGGCCACCGCCCUCGCCCUGGCCAGGAGAAGCCCCCCAUCUCGACCCUCGAUGCCGCCAUCUACAUCGUCGUCCAAAUCUUCGCCUCAUUCCUCGCGGGUCUGUUCCAGUGGGCGAUUCUGUCCGAGACCUUCCGCAUCACCCCCGGUGCCAACAUCCCCCUCAUCGGCGCCGUCAUCGUCGAGUGGUUCUGGACCUUCCUGCUCGACUUCGUCGUGCUCCAGACCGCCACCACCAAGCCCCAGGCCGGUAACUCUUUCUUCGGUAUCGCUAUCGGCUUCACCGUCCUUUCGGGCAUCUGUUCUGCUGGCUACGUGUCCGGUGGCGCCUUGAACCCUGCCAUCUUGCUCGGCCUCAACUUUUCCGAUGCGAUUGCCCACGGCGACAUCACUCGGCUGGAGUACACCUGGAUCUACCUCAUUGGUGGCGUGCUCGGCGGCCUGAGCGCCGGCGGCCUCUUCUACCUCACCAACGUCGACGAGUUCGGUGACGAGCAGCAGAUCUCGCUCUACUCGACCGAGGCCACCACCGUGGCGUCCGUCGCCGCCACCAAGCGCAGCAAGCAGCACAUCCGCGGCGAGGUCGACAUGGCCAGCGAUGGCGAGUACGAGGACAUGGGCGGCGACCAGGGCACCUACCUCCUCAGCCAGAGGUCUUAA
Molecule: messenger RNA, 903 nt
Organism: Acanthamoeba castellanii str. Neff
Lineage: Eukaryota; Discosea; Longamoebia; Acanthamoebidae
Product: transporter, major intrinsic protein (MIP) superfamily protein
Exons: 2
Coding region: 1-903 (300 amino acids)
Biological process (GO): transmembrane transport
Cellular component (GO): membrane
Molecular function (GO): channel activity
Source: RefSeq, a predicted model, not a curated record